This is a messenger RNA of Nymphaea colorata (pocket water lily), 1271 nucleotides long. RefSeq names its product xyloglucan endotransglucosylase protein 2-like. Gene Ontology annotation, molecular function: xyloglucan:xyloglucosyl transferase activity; hydrolase activity, hydrolyzing O-glycosyl compounds. The transcript has 5 exons. Gene Ontology annotation, biological process: xyloglucan metabolic process; cell wall biogenesis. The record is from RefSeq and is a predicted model, not a curated record. NCBI's taxonomy places the organism in Eukaryota, Viridiplantae, Streptophyta, Magnoliopsida, Nymphaeales, Nymphaeaceae. Gene Ontology annotation, cellular component: apoplast; cell wall. Bases 157 to 1038 code for a protein of 293 amino acids.
AUGCAGUCGAGGAAAAAGGGAACAAAGUUUAGAAAUAAUGAGAGUACCAAGCCCCUUCGUUUGCCUACAAAAGGCUCUCUUCCUCUCCCCCAAAUAUUACCCUACCCUAGCCUCUAGGAAAUCGAACAUCCCUGAGGUUUAGCGGUGGAGCUACAAAUGGCGUCUGCUCUUACGGUAAUGUUCUUGGGCUUCUUUUUGUGGCCUUCUGUCACCAACGCAGCGGCUCCUAGGAAGCCCAUCGAUGUGCCAUUUCAGAAAAACUACGUGCCAACCUGGGCUCAAGAGCAUAUCAAGUAUAUCAAUGGAGGCACUGAGGUGCAACUCGUGCUAGACAAAUCCACAGGUACUGGUUUCCAGUCUAGGGGCUCAUACUUAUUUGGUCAUUUCAGUAUGCAAAUGAAGUUGGUCCCAGGGGAUUCGGCAGGAACAGUUACUGCCUUCUAUCUCUCUUCUCAAAACUCGGAGCACGACGAGAUAGAUUUCGAGUUCCUUGGCAACAGAAGCAAUCAACCUUAUAUAUUGCAGACCAAUGUUUUCACUGGUGGCAAGGGAAACAGAGAACAGAGGAUCUACCUCUGGUUUGAUCCCACACGAGAAUACCAUUCCUACUCUGUUCUCUGGAACAUGUACCAAGUAGUUUUCUUUGUAGAUGACGUUCCCAUCAGGGUGUUCAAGAACAGCAAGGAUCUGGGAGUGAGGUUCCCCUUCAACCAACCGAUGAAGAUAUACUCCAGCCUCUGGAAUGCAGAUGAUUGGGCGACCAGAGGGGGGCUGGAGAAAACAGAUUGGAACAAGGCGCCAUUUGUGGCAUCCUACAGGAGCUUCCACAUUGAUGGUUGCGAGGCGUCCGUGAACGAGAAGGUGUGCGCCACACAGGGCCGCAGGUGGUGGGACCAGCAAGAGUUUCGGGAUCUCGACGGCCUGCAGUAUAGAAGGCUACGCUGGGUUAGACAGAAAUACACAAUCUACAAUUACUGUGCAGACAGAGCCCGGAUUCCUACAAUGCCACCAGAGUGCGCCAGGGAUAGAGAUGUCUGACUUGUUCAUGUCCUCUGAUUCUGUGCAGGAUAUGUAUCAUCUUGGUCUGCGGGGUUCCCAGUGCUUUUCUAACUAGUGUUGUAUGGAUUGUUGGUUGGGGACAUGAUGCUGUUUGCUACGGAUCGAUUCAUAGGCAUUGUUAUGGAUUAAUGGGCAUUGGGUGGGGGCCUUUUGGGUAAAGCGAAUGUGGUUUUUAGGAUGUCAAUAAAUGCUCUCCGUUGUCGCCUUUACUA